Molecule: messenger RNA, 1067 nt
Organism: Arachis ipaensis
Lineage: Eukaryota; Viridiplantae; Streptophyta; Magnoliopsida; Fabales; Fabaceae
Source: RefSeq, a predicted model, not a curated record
AUUAAAGAGAGCAAGGACAUUGUCUUAGCACUAAAAAUAGCACACAUCAUCUUCUCUUCUUAAAUUCUUUGGUUGCUAAGAAAAAGUACUUCAUUCAACCACUUUCUCCUUCUUCUUGUAUCAAGUAAACUAAACCGUGGUGAUGAUUGCUGUUGAUGAGUUAGUUCAUAAUAAAGGUGCUAAAGCUUUGGAGAAUCCAAAUCCUUGUAAAGAUCUUAAGGCUAUGACAUCACAUAGGAUACUUUCAAGAUGUGAAAAAAUUCGAAAUGCAUUUGAGUUAUACUUGACUCAAAUUCAAAGUGCUGUUCCAUUGUCCUUGGCUGCUGAGAUAUCUGGAAUACUCCAUGACCUUAAGAAUACAGAAUUUUCCCUAGAAAUUGCAGAAGUUGAAGCUAGGAAAGCAAUUCUAGCAUUGUAUGAGAAGGACUUAAAUGAUUCAGCUUCUUCUAUGGAGAAUGCAGAACUUGAAGCCAUUCAAAUUGCAACUUCAAGGUUGAAAAUAAACUCUACAUUCUCCUUCAUAGUAGAGAAAGCAUCACUUAGGAAGCAACUUGAUCAAGUUAAUAAUGACACAAACCAAAAGGAGAAGCAACUUCUACAAUACCUUUUGUAUUUAUUGAUGAGAUAUGGCAAAUUCAUUCAUCAAAUUGGAAGCAACUCUUUGGAUCAUGAACAUAAUCAUGAGUUAGUUGUGGAUAAAGAACAUAAUCAUCAAGUUAUGGAAUCAAUUGACAAUGUAGUUAGAGACUUUGAAGUACUUAGUACUUGAGGUUAUAUAGGUCACCUUUUGUUCAAAACUUAUCUAACAUUAGUUAGGAAUAAAAAGUACCCUCAAGGUUAAAAAUUUUAUGAAAGUGUCUUUAGGACACUUGUUAACAAAAUACUAUUAAUUUUUAUUUGAUUAGAUUAAGAUCAUUUUAAAUUUUUUUUUCUAAUUAUAUUUCUCUAGGCUACUAAGUUAUUGACAAUGUGUGUUAAUCAUUUAAUAGCCAUAUGAUGUGACAAACUAAAUGUAUAACAACUUAAGGUUUGACCCAUUUUCACAUCUAGGAUUUUUGUUAACAUCA